UCUUCUUUUCCUCUUGCUGCUCCUCUUGUGCCCAGACAUUGACAAAGAGUGAUGGACGGGAACGGGGAGCGAAGCAAAUUCAGAAGCGGUAGAGUUCCCCGGGCACAAUUUAUUGCCACUGCUGCGAGGGAAAUUGGGUCUUGGCAGUCGUCCUGCCACGUUCCUCAUUCGCGGUGACGUCUUGAGCGCGGGCCUGUUCGCGAGUUGGCGACUCCCGCUUCAACUACCCCGCCCGGCAAUAUUCUCAAUCAGGCGGCACACCACCCGAAGAAGCCGCACGAUGUUUUUUGGGGUUACGAUUAUUAUCAUCAAGUUCGUUUAUUAUUUUUAUUAGUAUUGUUACUGCCGGGGCGCUUCGCCCGCUCCCAUUUGUCAUUAGCUAGUGGGAGCAUCCGCGGCAGUCGCGUUACUAUUAUUAGUUUACCCGGCUGUCCCUGCCUCGCCUACCCCGGUUCCCUGUCGCGCGUGUUGAUUAUGAGAGGUUUGGUUGUGGCUUUUGCGGGAAAACCUUGGAACUCCUGCCUGCCUUUGCGGGGAAGCUCAAGGCUUUCCGGGGUCUUUUCUUUUUUUUUUUUUUUUGAAUACCAAGACCAAGUCGAAAGAAUUUUUAACGUUUAGACUAUUCAGGUAAACCAUGGAAAGGAGUGAGCAUGAUGGGACGAAACGUUCCGACAUUCAUCCAGCGACCGAACGAAGACAGGAACGAGACUCGAGCGUGGAGUUUUGUCCUGGUGCUUGUACACAGUCGGUCCGGACGUACCGGACGGUUUAGUUCAUUGCUUCCGCUCAUCUCGAGCAGUUCGUUCAAUUAAUCUCGGCCCCACCCCAAGCCCAGCAUGGCACUGGUCAAGGGCGAAGACAGCCCGCCGCGACCGCCGGCCAUCGUGUCGUACGCGUUCGAGAAGGAGCUGAUCAACAGGCAGAACCGCUACAUCCGGCUGUACGACAGCUUUCUGCCGAGCCUGAAGCGCGUCCCGAUCGCGAUCAAGUUCUGGUCCAAGUACGACUCGACCGCGGCCGGCCGCAGCGGCCUGCCCAACUUCGACCGGUACUGCGCGCUGGUGGAGAAGACGAUUGCGGAGGGACCGCGCGACCGCUACCCAGAACCAGUCACCGAGAGCCAGUGCUACGGUUGGUACUGCGAGCCGUGCUACCGGUACGAGGGGCGCGACAUCCACCUGCUGUACCAUCCGAAGAAGCGCUCCCCGAUCACGCUGGUCGGGGAGAAGAUCAACGCGGACCGCAUCACGCAGCGACCCCGCUUCACCGGCGUACCGUUCAAGCUCACCUCGUAAGACACCAGGCACCAGUGAGCAGGAGCAUCAAACUCAAGCUAGAACUACAGCGCCAUCUGUGUACUGU
Anopheles coluzzii is the source of this 1362-nucleotide messenger RNA. RefSeq lists its product as uncharacterized. The record is from RefSeq and is a predicted model, not a curated record. NCBI's taxonomy places the organism in Eukaryota, Metazoa, Arthropoda, Insecta, Diptera, Culicidae. The transcript has 2 exons. Bases 837 to 1295 code for a protein of 152 amino acids.